AUGCUGAUAGAGGAAGAACAUUUAUCACAGAAAAUGAAGAAGUCAUCUACUAGUUCAAUUGUUGGCCAGACAUCUCCAGUGAAACACAUCUUAACCCGUAUGAACAAAAUACCAACGUCUCUCACCAAACGAAAUGAAUCUUUUCGACGAAUCAUAUUUGAAGCACUAUCCGUUAUGACUGUAGCAGUUACCAAUCAUAGCGUUGAGAAAUUACGAAAAAUCGCCAUCUCAAUUUAUCAGAUUAUGUUCAUCCGAACGUAUCAAGCCCUAUGGACAACAUAUCAGAAAUCAGUUCGGGGACAAUUGAUUGAACCAUCUGUGGAACAGUUGAGUUAUGCAACUAAUUGGUCAAUCUGUCCAAAAGAGCUUAAAGAAAUGUUAACAUCGGCCAAGCUGAAGGAUCAAUCAUUCGAAUGUUCACCGAUAUCCGAUGGUGCCACCUUUGAUUCAAUACAAAAUACUGAAAUGCACCGCCAAUUACUUCAACACUACAAAGAUAUUGCUGAACAGUUAAGACUGAAAAUGUUCCAGCUUUAUCUGAAGACCGCCGAAGAAGAGGGAAACACAUGCAGGAAAGACUACGAUACGGCAGAGAAGAAAAUGUGGACGUAUCGUCGUUUGGCCUCGGAUGAUGCAAAAAUAUCUCCGAUCAUGCCUCAUCUGAUUGAACAACGUUGCACAAAAGAUCAACUCUACGCUGUGGUACAAACAACGGAUUUCGACUUAUGCCAACGGUAUCUUGCUGGUUAUGUCGAAAAUCUUAAGAAACAAUUGAGUGAAUGUCAACUACAAUUGACGAAACGGUCGGAAUCGUGUCCCAUCACACACGUAACAUUGGAUCAAAUCGAUCAUGGUCUGAAAGAAUUCGUUGAUACCCAACGAAAGUACCUAUGUAGUCGAAAUGAUGGGCACCUGGCCAAAUGGAAAGGUAGUCAUCAUUACGAAAAAUUAUAUAAAGCUCUAUCACAACAUGGUCUGACCCAAAAGCAAGCGAUUGAUUUGAAAAAUCAACGUUACAAAAUCAUUCGAGAAGUCAAGCGCGCUUGGUUAAAUCACGUUUGGCGUGCUUAUGAAAGUGAAAUACAAGAAUAUGAACAACUAUACCAGACAGAAUUCAAACACUUGGAGGCAUCCUUAUCGAAUCCUACUACGACAGACAAUAUAUCUGCUUUGCAAUCAAUCAAACAUUAUCUAGUGGAACGGACAAAUCAAUUGAGAGCAACUAUGUGUGAUGAAGUAUCGUCAUCUCGAAUCAUGCUACUUCGGAAUCAUCAGCGUGCAUCAUCAUCGCAAAAUAAGAUCGGUGUAUCGCCGCAACCUUAUCUUGAUCUCAUUUCCAAUCCAUUUGAUCAACGCGAGUGGAAUUAUCUGUGCUUGGAGGAAGCACUCGAUAUUCUUGUCGAAUUUCUUCGUGUUCAUGGAUAUACACAUGUGAAAAACAUAAGUCUUGAUAUUAUUAGACAGUUAGCUUCUGUCGCGCUCAAAGAAAAUGUAUUUGUCUAUGAUAAAAAAAUCUACAAGCAAACGACUGGUGGUGCCAUGGGAUCGUCAUUUACUUUAACUUUGGCAAAUAUUUUCAUGUGGAAAUGGCAAAAAGAACUCGUUCGCCGGCAAGAUAUGACAGGCGAAUUCUUUGGUCGUCUUCCAUUCUUGGAUGUUCUCUUAACAAAUCAAAACGGGAUACUUGCGACCUCGAUUUAUCAUAAACCAAGUGCUGAACCUUACGUUCUACCAUUCAUAUCUGAUCAUCCUCAACAUGUCGAUGCGAAUAUUGUUCAAGGAGCUUUGGCUCGAGCUGUUCGCUAUUCUUCAACCUCUGAAGCAUUUGAUCAUGAGCGACGUUAUAUUAAACUGAUGCUAUUAUACAAUGGGUAUCGAUCAACAUUUGUCGAGCAUCAGUUGCGAAAAUUCUUCUACGAGUAUACAUUACCGUCUCCAUUUCUACCUUCUAUCCAUGAUGAAGAACAGUUUUUUCGAAUGCGAGAGAUAAAACUAGGACAACCAACUACUCGUCAGUCACAAGUUGCCAUGAAUGUUGCUGUUGCCAAUAUUAACAAUGAUCAACUCGAUGAGCAACACAUCAAACUUCAUCAAAUCAACACGGCACCACCGGCAAAAGAUAAAACUUAUGAGAAAAAGUUGAUUAUUCAUUAUACCCACGAGAAACGUCUUGAAUCGUUGAAGCGAGAUAUGCAUAAAAUUUACAACGAUGUCUUCAAAAACACACCAGUCGAAGACUUGAAACUGAUCGUUGGCACACGUAAUCGACGGGAUGCUGGAAAUGAGUUGAUUCGCAAACGUCCAAGUCAACGACUGUUACAGAACAAGCCCCAGAAAAGUAAGUGAUAGCAAUCUGAGUGACGCUGUUAAAAGUUGUUCUUACCACUUUUCUUAUUGCCGUACUAGAACGCCAAAGGAACACAACCGUCGUACAUCAAACAUGAAGCAUACGGGACUGUUUGAAUACAAUCGACGCACAACUCGAUCGACACCAAUGGACAAGAAUCACAAUUCAACUUCGCCAUGAACUCACUGCGCUGUACUUCUAUGCUUUUUCUUCUAUUUUCGACUAUCAACAAUUUUCUUUCAUGUAACCCUAGUGCAUUACUGGAAAUGUCCUUCGUCUAACCUCCCUCGCCUCAAGCUAAAACAAAACAAAUCCUUCCAUUAUUCUAGAUAGCAUAAUUCACUGUUGAUCAACACGAUGUAUGAUACCAACCCAACAGGACAACCAUACGGACAAGACUGUGGACUUCCCUUCAUUCACUUCUGUAUUAUAUGUAACUGAGAGAACCGUCUCGACAAAAAGAUCAUUCCGACAUUCUGUUGCAUAAAAGAAUCCUUGGAGACAUUGCCAUCUGAUGAUUCUUUUAGCCGGGAUGAAAUCUAGAUUAUGGUAGCUGAUCUCACCCUCACCCUCAGGUGUUUUUGUCCAACUCAAAUAAACUGUUGGGGAGUUGCCAAAGCGACAUGCAGAAUCAGCUUGAAAAGCUGCAUCCAUUCAUGCAUGUUUGUUUCUUGUAUUUCGUAUUUUUAACAAGGAAUUUAGAUUUCGUGCGGUCAAACUAAUUUUUUUCG
Didymodactylos carnosus is the source of this 3078-nucleotide messenger RNA. The record is from the annotation of a GenBank genome assembly. Lineage: Eukaryota; Metazoa; Rotifera; Eurotatoria; Philodinida; Philodinidae.